Molecule: messenger RNA, 1625 nt
Organism: Rhincodon typus (whale shark)
Lineage: Eukaryota; Metazoa; Chordata; Chondrichthyes; Orectolobiformes; Rhincodontidae
Product: nuclease EXOG, mitochondrial
Exons: 6
Coding region: 106-1200 (364 amino acids)
Biological process (GO): apoptotic DNA fragmentation
Cellular component (GO): nucleus; mitochondrial inner membrane
Molecular function (GO): single-stranded DNA endonuclease activity; 5'-3' exonuclease activity; metal ion binding
Source: RefSeq, a predicted model, not a curated record
GUGGUCCUCCGAGCCGCGAGGUGGCGCUGCGCUUGGAAGACUGUGUUUGAUGCCCGGGUUUCGGCUCUUGCCCGGAAAAGGGCCGCAAAUAACUGGCAGGGCGGCAUGUGGCUACUCCGAGGGUUGAAACUGAGAAGCGGUGGCUUUGGGCCCAGGUUUGUGUCUGGCUUCCUGGCCGGAUCGUUGUUUGGUUCCACCGGUUGUGCCCUAGCCCUGCACUGGUACAGGGAGCAAGAACCGGAGGAGGACCAGCGAGAGCAUAUAAAGGAUAAUUUGAUAGAAAAGUAUGGCUUGCCUGUGACAGGCACAGAUGUACGCCAUUGCACCAAUCAUGUAUCAUCGUAUGAUCAGGCUAAGCGGACUCCUCGAUGGGUUCUCGAGCAUAUUACAAAAGGAAAGCUGCAAGGGGAAGCAGAUCGGAAGCACUGCAAGUUUAAGCCAGAUCCCAACAUUCCGCCACUGUUCAGUGCGACGAACGAAGACUACAUCCGCAGCGGAUGGAGCCGUGGUCACAUGGCUCCAGCAGGAGACAACAAGUUCUCAGCGCAAGCCAUGGCAGAAACAUUCUAUCUGUCCAACAUUGUGCCUCAGAAUUUUGAAAACAAUGCUGGCUUCUGGAACAGGCUGGAAAUGUACUGCCGUGAGCUGACCCAGCGAUAUGAAAAUGUCUGGGUCAUUUCCGGACCUUUGACGUUGCCAUUAACACGUGCUGACGGGAAGAAAACUGUUACCUACCAGGUGAUAGGGAAGAAUGAAGUUGCUGUACCAACACAUCUAUACAAAAUCAUCCUCGUUCAGAAGGGCAAGGCACCCUCUGAAUUGUUGGCACUGGGAGCUUUUGUUGUGCCCAACAGCCCAAUUGGCUUUGACCACCAGUUGUCUGAAUAUCAAAUAGACCUCCAGGACCUGGAGAAGAUGUCUGGGGUCACUUUCUUCCCAGCCUUGGACAAAACCAAACAGUGCCAUGAUCUCUGCGAGACAGACACUUGCAAGCUGCUGAACUUUGCAGAGUUCACUCAGUACAUCACCGGGCGCAAAAUGAAGAAUGCCAGAACUUUGCAAGGGUUGGAGAAAAUCAUGGGCGAGCUCCGGGAAAGUGGGAUUGAGCCAGAUGAGUACCUGCAGAAUCUGUACCUGAAGAAAAAGCAAGAGGUGGAAUGGAAGGAAGCAGCUGAAAGCAGAGCAGCCAAAGCUGGUUAAACCAUGUAGACUUCAUGAGUGUGUACUGGCAUAAGAUGUACGCCGAUAUGCACUGGCAUACAGGUUAUGGGAUGGUACAGAACUAUGCUGUAUCUGCUUACAUAUGGAUGUAUAUUUUGUGCCGAGAUGUACUGCAUAAGGUACGUAUGUAUUGACCAAUACAGCAAGCACACUGCUUUAAUGUGUCUUCAGAUCACUGCUGAAAUGGUUUGUAGAUACAUACUUUCAUAGUAUGAGAUAUUAUUUGCUGACUGGCAUAGGAUAUGCAAAGUUAAAUGAUGAUGAGAUGACAGAAAUACUUUGACAAAGUAUAUGUAGAUAUGUGCUCCAAUAAGAAACAUGCUAUUAGAUAUGGCUGUAAACUAUGUGGUGUUUUGUACAGUUUUAUGUAGGUACCUAAUAAUAAAUUGUUUAUACCAAUAAAA